Messenger RNA from Ceratotherium simum simum (southern white rhinoceros), 3705 nucleotides. It is a transcript of the gene ENPP1, whose product is annotated as ectonucleotide pyrophosphatase/phosphodiesterase 1. The record is from RefSeq and is a predicted model, not a curated record. Gene Ontology annotation, molecular function: polysaccharide binding; nucleic acid binding; phosphodiesterase I activity. Lineage: Eukaryota; Metazoa; Chordata; Mammalia; Perissodactyla; Rhinocerotidae. Gene Ontology annotation, biological process: inorganic diphosphate transport; negative regulation of fat cell differentiation; regulation of bone mineralization. Gene Ontology annotation, cellular component: cell surface.
CGAUGGAGCGCGACGGGGUGGGGGGGGGCGCGCCCGGCUCGGGGGGGGGUCGCGCGGGGAACGCCCGCAACCCGAGCCGCGGCCGUGCGGCCCAGGCGCCCGGGGACCCGCAGGCGGCCGCGUCCCUGCUGGCCCCCAUGGACCUGGGGGAGGAGCCGCCGGAGAAGGCGGCGCGCGCCCCCGUGACCAAGGACCCCAACACCUACAAGGUGCUCUCGCUGGUAUUGUCAGUCUGUGUGUUAACAACAAUCCUUGGUUGUAUAUUUGGGUUGAAACCAAGCUGUGCCAAAGAAGUUAAAAGUUGCAAAGGUCGCUGUUUUGAGAGAACAUUUGGGAACUGUCGCUGUGAUGCUGCUUGCGUUGACCUUGGAAACUGUUGUUUAGAUUACCAGGAGACAUGUAUAGAACCAGAACGUAUAUGGACUUGCAGCAAGUUCAGGUGUGGUGAGAAGAGGUUGUCUAGAAGCCUUUGCUCCUGUUCGGAUGACUGCAGGGACAAGGACGACUGUUGCAUCAACUACAGCUCUGUGUGUCAAGGUGAGAAAAGUUGGGUAGAAGAAAAGUGUGAGAGCAUUAAUGAGCCACAGUGUCCAGCAGGGUUUGAAACUCCUCCUACCCUCCUGUUUUCUUUGGAUGGUUUCAGGGCAGAAUAUUUACACACCUGGGGUGGACUUCUUCCUGUUAUUAACAAACUGAAAACCUGUGGAACGUAUACUAAAAACAUGAGACCAGUAUAUCCAACAAAAACUUUCCCCAAUCACUACAGCAUUGUUACAGGACUUUAUCCAGAAUCCCAUGGCAUAAUUGACAAUAAAAUGUACGAUCCCAAAAUGAACGCUUUCUUUGCACUUUAUAGUAAAGAAAAAUUUAAUCCUGAGUGGUACAAAGGAGAACCAAUUUGGCUCACAGCUAACUAUCAAGGCCUGAAGACGGGCACAUUUUUUUGGCCAGGAUCAGAUGUGAAAAUUAAUGGAAUUUUCCCAGACAUCUAUAAAAAAUAUAAUAGUACAGUACCAUAUGAAGAAAGAAUUUUAGCUGUUCUUAAGUGGCUGCAGCUUCCUAAAGAUGAAAGACCACACUUUUACACUCUGUAUUUAGAAGAACCAGAUUCUUCAGGUCAUUCAUACGGACCAGUCAGCAGUGAAGUCAUCAGAGCUUUGCAGAGAGUUGACAACGUGGUCGGCAUGCUGAUGGAUGGUCUAAAAGAGCUGAAGUUGCAUCGAUGCCUGAACCUCAUCCUUGUUUCAGAUCAUGGCAUGGAACAAGACAAUUGUAAGAAAUAUGUAUACCUAAAUAAAUAUUUGGGAGAUGUUAAAGAUAUUAAAGUUAUAUAUGGACCUGCAGCUCGACUCAGACCCUCUGAUGUUCCAGAUAAAUACUAUUCAUUUGAUUAUGAAGGUGUUGCCAGAAAUCUCUCUUGCCGGGAACCAAACCAGCACUUCAAACCUUACCUGAAACAUUUCUUACCCAAGCGUUUGCACUUUGCCAAAAAUGACAGGAUUGAGCCCUUGGCUUUCUAUUUGGACCCUCAGUGGCAGCUUGCAUUGAAUCCUUCAGGAAAGAAACCUUGUGGAGGUGGAUUUCAUGGCUCUGACAACUUAGUUUCAAAUAUGCAAGCCCUCUUCAUUGGCUAUGGACCUGGAUUUAAGCACGGCACUAAAGUGGACUCCUUUGAAAAUAUCGAAGUCUAUAACUUAAUGUGCGAUUUACUGAAUUUGAGACCAGCUUCCAAUAAUGGAACUCAUGGAAGUCUUAACCACCUUCUAAAGAAUCCUGUUUAUACCCCAAAGCAUCCCAAAGAAGUCGGCUCCCUGGUACAGUGCCCCUUCACAAGAACCCCCAGAGAUAACCUUGGCUGCUCGUGUGAUCCCUCGAUUUUGCCAGCUGUGGAUUUUCAGACACUGUGGAAUCUGACCAUGGCAGAAGAGGAGAUUAUUAAGCGUGGCACUCUACCCUAUGGAAGGCCCAGAGUUCUCCAGAACAGCACCAUCUGUCUUCUCUACCAGCACCAGUUUGUGAGUGGUUACAGCGAGGACAUCCUGAUGCCCCUUUGGACGUCCUAUACUGUCAACAGAAAUGACCGCUUCUCUACAGAAGACUUUUCCGACUGUCUCUAUCAGGAUCUUCGAAUUUCUCUUAGUCCUGUCCAUAAAUGUUCAUUUUAUAAAAAUAACGCUCAACUGAGCUAUGGGUUCCUCGCCCCGCCACAACUAAAUAAAGGUUCCAGUAAAAUAUAUUCUGAAGCAUUGCUUACUACUAAUAUAGUGCCAAUGUACCAGAGUUUUCAAGUUAUAUGGCGCUACUUUCAUGACACUCUACUGCCAAGGUACGCCAAAGAAAGAAGUGGCGUCAAUGUUGUCAGCGGUCCCGUGUUUGACCAUGACUACGAUGGACGUUUUGAUUCCUGGGAGACUCUGAAGCAGAACAGCAGACUCAUCCAUAAUCAAGAAGUUCUGAUUCCAACUCACUUCUUUAUUGUGCUAACAAGUUGUAACAAUCCAUCGCGGGCUCUCCCACAGUGUGAAAAUUUAGAUGCCUCAGCUUUCAUUUUGCCUCACAGGACUGAUAACACUGAGAGCUGUGUGCACGGGAAGCAUGAAUCCUCAUGGGUUGAAGAGUUGUUGAGGUUACACAGAGCUCGGAUUACCGAUGUUGAACUCAUCACUGGACUCAGCUUCUAUCAAGAAAGAAAAGAGCCAGUUUCAGACAUUUUAAAGUUGAAAACACACUUGCCAAUUUUUAACCAAGAAGACUGAUUUUUUUAUUCCAGAAACACACCAUAAAUCUUUUCGAAAGAACCUUCUAUUUUAUACAGUCCUCUAUUCACAUUAUUGCAUUGUUUGGAAACUGUCAACCAGAGUUAGAACUGGGAAUCCUCUGUGAUACGACCAUCUCAGGGAAACUUGUGGCCUUAGCAUAGCAGUAGGGGAGUGUUCCUGUUGAGUCUCGCACAUGUUUGAAUGUGUAAGAGCUGUGAGCAUUGUUCAGGUUUGGGGAAUAAAGACAGACCAUACCAAAAACUGCUCUUCUACUUCUCUUAAGGGCAGAAGUAGCUGUGAACAUUGUCUGGACAACAGAUAAUUUGAAUCUUAUUAUCAUUAAUAAACUUUUAUGCAGCUGGCAAAUAAUAGACUAAUGAAUAGGAUUGGAAUAGUCCGUGUUACGUUAGUCUCUUCACAAGAAUUUAAAAGUGGUUCUGGACUCCUUUUAACUUGGAGUUUCAUUUCUUUCAGUUUUAAUCAAAAAAAUUAAUGGAAGCAAAAAUAUUUCUGGGGUCCUAUUUCUGUCUUUUCUGUACACCCCCUGAAAAGCCAAAAUAUGUAAUCCUGUGUUAAUUUUUUAUUGUGAUUGGGCCUUUCCAGAUUUAAUGGCUGUAACAAGUUAAACUUUGAGGGAAGAUCUGUGAAUUGAUCAUAUCUACCUGUUAUGAAAUUUCAUUCUACAUUUGUAGAAGAGAAGACAAAUAUUCCCCUCCUGCUCACUGGUAAUUAACAUAGGUUGAAAAUAGCUCUGAAAGUGGUUAUUUUAGACUGUUAAAAAUAUCUUGGUAAUACUUCAGAGAACUUGUCAACAUAUGCAAGGUGGCAUUUUUCAUCAAGAUGGUGGGAAUGUUUUCCUUUGUGCACAAAAAUGACCCCAUCAGCAGCAGAGCUAUACUGUGCUGAGCUAUUCAUUUUGAAGUUUCGUAGAUUUGAAGGGAACAUG